Triticum urartu is the source of this 845-nucleotide messenger RNA. RefSeq lists its product as uncharacterized. The record is from RefSeq and is a predicted model, not a curated record. NCBI's taxonomy places the organism in Eukaryota, Viridiplantae, Streptophyta, Magnoliopsida, Poales, Poaceae.
CUUUACUUCCCCGACUCAAGUCCUUCCUACCAAGAGCUAGCUACCUCGCCAUGGCGUUCUCCAAGCCCCCCGCUCUCCUGCUGCUCGUUGCUCUGUCCGCGACCGCCAUGCUCGCCGCCGGCCAAGGCUGCGGCGGCCACAAGGUGACGGUGCAGAACCUAUGCGGCCAGGACCUGAAGCUGAGCCUCGAGGAAGUCGCGCACAGCGCGGCCCUCUUCCCCGACGGGUGGGUGCUCCCAGACGGGAAGCACGGGUCGUUCGACGUGUGCGCGUGGACGGGGGGCGUGCUUGCGCCCGGCGCUGCCGUGGCCAAGGUCCACCUGGGCCACGACGGCGGCGCGUACUACGAGGUGAGCACCCAGCAGUCGGGCCCCAUCCGCGUCUCCGUCACCCCGCACGGCAGCCCGCUGCGGGGGCACUGCCCCACCGCCGGGUGCAAGGGCGGCGACCACUGCUUCGAGCACUCCGUCCCCGAUGGCGACUGCCACGGCGUCAUCGAGAUGAAGAUCGUCUACUACAAACAAUAGGUCGAUCGAAUGGCCUUGCUAGCUGCUGCGUACCUCCGAGUGGUUUCCCAUAAUGUUGCAGUGCAGCUAGCUAGCUCGAUCGUCAGUCGGUGUUGCAUGCAGCUGUUGCCGGUGAAUCUGUGGUGUGUUGGCGGUCACCGUCGUCGGUCGUGUAGUGUUGGAUUUGCAGUUUAACUUUGUAUUUGCAGAGAUGCAUGCAUGGGCUUAGCUCAGAUGCAAGUGUUUGGGUGUCAUGGCUCGUGAGUCGGACACAUGUACUAGCUACUGUUAUUUCUACGUCUUUUCUACAGAUGGUGAAUUUUAUUGGGUUAAAAUAAA